UUCAGCCUUUGAAAUUGCUUUUAGGUUGAAGUUGAUUUUAUCACGUCCGUUCUAGUUCAUGUUUGGUUGGGGUUUAUAUUUUUUUUAUGUAUGAUGCUGAAUUGUUGCUCCAUUUUGUGUUUUCUUUUGAUCCGACACAGCUGCUAGAAGUUAUUGAAUUCGUGUUUUAGGUCUGUGUGUGAUCAACUUCUAACAGAAAAAUCUUAAUUUUAAGUUCUAUUAAGAACAUCUUUGUUGUUUCUUCAAUCAUUUUGUUCAGGUAAAUUACAGACGGACCUGUAAUGUCAGUCGCAAACUCAUCACCGGCAUUGGAGAUUUUAGUUAGAGAACCCGGGGGUUUAGCUAUAUGGAAUGGACCACCUUUUACUAAUAAUCAACCCAGUAUCAAGCUCGAUAGAGUUCCUUGCACAAGUGCCAAAUUUAGCGAAGAUGGAUCCAAAUUAAUGGUGAUAAAGUCCGAGUCUACAAUUAGCAUCUAUGAUUGCAAAAGCUCAAAAGAGAUAAGAUCUUUUGAAUCCUCCAACAUUCUUGCUGCUGCUUUGUCUCCAUGUGGAACUUAUCUACAGACCUUCCAGAAAGUCUCAUCACCGCAGGAAAAGAACGUCACUGUAUGGAAGACAGAGACAGGAGAAUCAGUUUAUACUCUGUCCCAGAAGAACAUGACUAAAGCAACAUGGCCAUCAAUCAGAUUUAGCUCUGAUGAAGCAGUUGCUUCUCGCAUGGCAACAAAUGAGCUUCAGUUUUUUGAUGCUGGAGAUUUUUCCAAAGGCAUCGUGCACAAGAUCAGAAUCCCUGGAAUUGCUGCAGCAGAGCUUUCUAAGAAACCAGGUUCACAUGUGGCUGCAUUUGUUCCAGAAUCUAAGGGAAUGCCUGCUAGCGUUCAGAUAUAUGCUUGUGCACCUGAUUCUCAGAGUCAACCUAUUGCUCGUAGAAGUUUCUUCCGGUGUUCAACAGUGCAGCAACACUGGAACCAUGGUUCUACAGGGGUUCUGGUUGUGGUGCAGUCAGAUGUUGAUAAAACCAACCAGAGUUACUAUGGAGAAUCAAAGUUAAAUUACUUGACUUUAGAUGGGACUCAUGAUGGACUUGUGCCCCUUCGCAAAGAAGGGCCUGUACAUGAUGUUCAAUGGUCAUACUCAGGAAAAGAGUUUGCAGUUGUUUAUGGAUUCAUGCCUGCGAUGGCAACAAUUUUUGACAAGAAGUGCAACCCUCUGCUGGAGCUUGGGACAGGCCCUUACAAUACCAUUCGCUGGAACCCAAAGGGAAGAUUUAUAUGUGUCGCUGGGUUUGGUAACCUACCAGGUGACAUGGCAUUUUGGGACUACGUAGAAAAAAAGCAACUUGGGACCACUAAGGCUGAAUGGUCAGUGACGAGUGAAUGGUCCCCUGAUGGACGCUAUUUCAUGACCGCCACAACAGCUCCAAGGCUACAAGUUGACAAUGGGAUUAAAAUCUUCCAUUACAAUGGGUCAUUAUUCUUUAAGAAGAUGUUUGAGAAAUUGUAUCAGGUCGAUUGGAAAGCAGAUUCACCUGAUAAAUUUGGUGAAAUUGAAGAACUUGUCAAGUCUGUUGGCUCAUUAAAAGUGGAAAGCAAACCACAAGGACAAGGGUCAAAAUCUUCCCAGACCUCUGUGAAACCAACUUCCACCAAUCCUCCUGUUCAGAAGAAACCUGCUGCAUAUCAACCACCUCAUGCAAAGGCUGCAGCUGCCAAACAGACAGAGCUCUUUGGAGGAAGCCCUUCAGGAGAAAUGAGUAAGAAUGCAUUAAAAAACAAGAAAAAGAGGGAGAAACAGAGGGAGAAGAAGGCUGCAGAAGCUGGUGGUGCAGAUUAAAAAAUGGUCUUGGAUCACUAAUACAAAUCUUGUUUUCUUGGGGGCUUCCGACAUUUUUCGUCAGUCACCCCUUCAGAUUUGCGACUUCCGGCUGAGGUAUUUUGGUUAUCUAUUGAACAAUCUCAGGGACCAAGUUGGCCUCGCCUCAUGUACCCAUAUAAUUAUUUGAUCAACUCUUGUCCUUAUUCUCUAAUUUGUUUGCACCAACCAUGCACAUUUGCCAAUGAUCAAUGGCUAGUUUUAGGUGAGAGCAGUUAUGGUUGAUCUGGGACCAGCUGCUGCCUAACCUGGCCCGGUUGGUCCAGUCCCUGUUUUCUAAUAUGGGACUCGGUUAUGGCUGGUCCUUCUCAAGGAUUUGGUUGAGGUGCAUGAUUGGUUAUAAAAGAUAGGUCAAAAGGUCCAAGACUAGUCACUUUACCUUCGUACAUUUGCAGACCCGGGUAAUAAAAUAUGUGAUCCCAAUAUUAGUUGU
Molecule: messenger RNA, 2307 nt
Organism: Cynara cardunculus var. scolymus (artichoke)
Lineage: Eukaryota; Viridiplantae; Streptophyta; Magnoliopsida; Asterales; Asteraceae
Product: eukaryotic translation initiation factor 2A
Exons: 13
Coding region: 282-1835 (517 amino acids)
Biological process (GO): translational initiation
Cellular component (GO): cytosolic small ribosomal subunit
Molecular function (GO): mRNA binding; protein binding; ribosome binding
Source: RefSeq, a predicted model, not a curated record